Molecule: messenger RNA, 4465 nt
Organism: Leucoraja erinaceus (little skate)
Lineage: Eukaryota; Metazoa; Chordata; Chondrichthyes; Rajiformes; Rajidae
Gene: laptm4b
Product: lysosomal protein transmembrane 4 beta
Exons: 7
Coding region: 321-992 (223 amino acids)
Cellular component (GO): lysosomal membrane
Source: RefSeq, a predicted model, not a curated record
GAAAGAUAUGUAACAGGCCAUUGUUAGCUGUUUGUUGGGUGAAAACGAGAAGCAGGAGUCACAAGGCACCGGUGAGGAGGGGGUUAAAAGCUGCAUCUCCUCCCCCGCUCCCCAUCAGCCAGCGAGCAACGUGGGCUGCAUUGAGUGACGGGGAGAGAGCCAGAGAAGAGGAUCAGUGAUAGGAUAAUGGUACAGUGAGAGGGACAGAGAGAGGGGGAGAGAGACGGAGGCAUUUCACUCUCUGCUCUCUGCAACAGAGCAGAUAUUUUUUUUAAUUUCCUUUUUUUUCGUGGCUGGCUCAAUUUUUGUUUGUUGGGGCCAUGAGGACGUUUGCACCCCUGGAUCGUUGCUACUCCAGCAGCUGCUGUUGCUGCCAUGUCCGCACUGGCACCAUCAUCUUGGGGGUCUGGUACAUGUUAAUCAACGGCGUGGUGCUGCUGAUUCUACUGUCUGCUCUCGGCGACCCUGACCAUUACAAGUUGGCCCACGCUGAGUUUGGCACUGACUGUGACUUCACCGAUGAUACCAGUAUCUGCAUAGCGACUGCAAUUUCCCUGCUUAUGAUUACAAUCUGUGGCAUGGCUACAUAUGGUGCAUACAAGCAACGGAGUGCGUGGAUAGUUCCCUUCUUCUGCUACCAGAUCUUUGACUUCACCCUCAAUGCUCUCGUGGCAAUCAGUGUGGUUGUCUACCCAAGCUCCAUCCAGGACUACCUACGACAACUGCCAGACAACAUCCCCUACAAAGAGGACAUCACCUCAAUGAACCCAACUUGCCUGCUGUUCAUCGUCAUGUUCUUCAUCAGUGCUAUUCUGGCCUUUAAGGCGUAUCUCAUUGGUUGUGUCUGGAACUGCUACAGGUACAUCAAUGCCAGGCAUACUGCUGACGUUUUGGUCUAUGUGGCUAAUGACACCACGGUUCUUCUUCCGAACUACGACGAGACUGUUUUAAUCCCUGAGAAAGAUCCACCCCCUCCAUACGUCUCCGCUUAAAGUCACAGGGAAACUGACCUAAGCAGGAUUGUAUGCAUCCCUUGUACGCUUAGUGUCAGACUAAACACUGUAAGAGGGAUCUUCAUUCCAUUGUGCAUCAUGUCUGCUCGUUCUGGGAAUGAAGAACCCCAUCAUUAAGAUUUCUUCUUGUUGCUUUUUUCCUCUGGUUGUUUAUAUCACUCCCAGUAAUGUCUAAAAGGACAACGCAUCCUAUAAACAUGGAUUUAUUGUAUUAAUGCCCAGUUAAUGCCCAGGGAUUAUGGGGAAUAAUUUGAACGAGUCAACGUUCAAAUUAAUGGAAGUAUUUGACAAUGAAACCAGAUUGUAUAUUGAGAAGUGUGGGGAUUCUUAGCACCUUGAUUCCUUGUGGAUAUUUUGAACUUUAUUCCUGUUGGUAACAGUGUGCGUGUGUGUGAGUGCAUAUGUGCACGUGUGUGUUGGUGCGUGGGUGUGUGUGUUUGCAUGUGUGUGCUGGUGCAUGUGUGUUUGUGUGUGCUGGUGCAUGUGUGUCCGUGCGAGUUGCAUGUGUGCACGUGUGUGUGUGCAUGCAUAUGCACUUGUGUGCAUGUUUGAUUGUGUGUGUGUGUCAUAGAGUGAUACAGCAUGGAAACAGGCCCUUCGGCCCACCUUGCCCACAUCGACCAACAUGUCCCAUCUACACUAGUCCCACCUGCGUGCAUUUGGACCAUAUUCCUCUAAACCCUUCCUAUCCAGGUAUAGGUCUCCAUAUUUCUUAAACGUUGCGAUAGUACCUGCUAUUUUUACAUCUUGUGCGAUAGUGUGCGCAUGCGUGUGUGUUCCUGUGUGUGCGUGUGCGUGCAUGUGGUCAACUUUCUUUCAUUAGCCAUUAGGAUAAAAUAGCAUAGAAUCACAGAUUGGUGCAAUAUAGAGAUGCUAUUCAGUUCAUUAUGCCUUUGAAGCCAUUCCCUCUGCUCUUCCAUCACCCUCCCACCAAGCCUUGCCGAAUUCCUCCAUUGCCCCUUUCAAUAGCUCCUGUUGAAUCUGCCCUUCCACCCCAUGUGCUCCAAUUCCCAACUCUCUGAACAUUGAGGAGCAUUUUUUCACACAAAGGAUGGUGGGUAUAUGGAACAAGCUGCCAGAGGAGGCAAUUGAAGCAGCUACUAUAAAAACAUUUAAAAUCCAUUGCAACAUUUGAGAAACAGUUAGGCAGGUACAUGAAUACGACAGGUUUAGAGGGAUAUGGGCCAAACGCAGGCAGGUGGGACUAGUAUAGAUGGCGCAUGUUGGUCGGCGUGGGCAAGUUGGGCCGAAGGGCCUGUUUCCACAAUGUUUGAUUCCAUGACUCUGUGAUGUAAUGAGUAGUGGAAUCAAGAACCAGUCUGUGGAAUUCUCUGCCUCAGAGGGCUGUGGAGGCAGGUUACAUAGAAACAUAGAAAAUAGGUGCAGGAGUAGGCCAUUCAGCCCUUCGAGCCUGCACCGCCAUUCAAUAUGAUCAUGGCUGAUCAUCCAACUCAGUAUCCCGUACCUGCCUUCUCUCCAUACUCCUUGAUCCCUUUAGCCACAAGGGCCACAUCGAACUCCCUCUUAAAUAUAGCCAAUGAACUGGCCUCAACUACCUUCGGUGGCAGUGAAUUCCACAGAUUCACCACUCUCUGUGUGAAUUUUUGUCUUCUCAUCUCGGUCCUAAAAGAUUUCCCCCUUAUCCUUAAACUGUGACCCCUUGUUCUGGACUUCUCCAACAUCGGGAACAAUCUUCCUGCAUCUAGCCUGUCCAACCCCUUAAGAAUUUUAUACGUUUCUAUAAGAUCCCCUCUCAAUCUUCUAAAUUCUAGCGAGUACAAGCCGAGUCUAUCCAGUCUUUCUUCAUAUGAAAGUCCUGACAUCCCAGGAAUCAGUCUGGUGAACCUUCGCUGUACUCCCUCCACUAUGGCAAGAAUGUCUUUCCUCAGAUUAGGAGACCAAAACUGUACACAAUACUCCAUGUGUGGUCUCACCAAGACCCUGUACAACUGUAGUAGAACCUCCCUGCUCCUAUACUCAAAUCCUUUUUCUAUGAAUGCUAACAUACCAUUGGCCUUCUUCACUGCCUGCUGCACCUGCAUGCCUACUUUCAAUGACUGGUGUACCAUGGCACCCAGGUCUCGUUGCAUCUCCCCUUUUCCUAUUCGGCCACCAUUCAGAUAAUAUUCUACUUUCCUGUCCUUGCCACCAAAGUGGAUAACCUCACAUUUAGCCCCAUUAUACUGCAUCUGCCAUGCAUUUGCCCACACACCCAACCUAUCCAAGUCACCUUGCAGCCUCCUAGCAUCCUCCUCACAGCUAACACUGCCCCCCAGCUUCGUGUCAUCUGCAAACUUGGGGAUGUUGCAUUCAAUUCCCUCAUCCAAAUCAUUAAUAUAUAUUGUAAAUAGCUGAGGUCCCAGCACUGAGCCUUGCGGUACCCCACUAGUCACUGCCUGCCAUUCUGAAAAGGAUCCGUUUACUCCUACUCUUUGCUUCCUGUCUGGCAGCCAGUUCUCUAUCCACAUCAAUACUGAACCCCCAAUACCAUGUGCUUUAAGUUUAAAUACUAAUCUCAGGUUCUCUUGAUGAAUAGGUUCUCUGGAUGCUUUCAAGAGAGAGCUAGAUAGGGCUCUUAAAAAUAGCAGAGUCACAGGAUAUGGGCAGAAGGCAGGAACGGGGUACUGAUUGGGGAUGAUCAGCCAUGAUCACAUUGAAUGGUGGUGCUGGCUCGAAGGGCCGAAAGGACUACUCCUGCACCUAUUGUCUAUUGUAUAUUGUCUAAUAACAAUCAUAACAGCGCGUUCCAGGUACACAUUACUCUCUGUGUAAAAAAAACUUGCACUAAAAAUCUUUAAACUUGCCACACUCUCCUUUAAGUACGUCCUCAGGAAUUUGACAUUUCAACUCUGAGGAGAAAGAUUCUGUCUACCCUCUCAUAGACUUCAUAUACUUAUACUCAGUCUCUGAUGCUCUAGAGAAAACAAUCCAAACCUGUCCAACCUUAUCUUAUAGCUAAUAAUACUCUUUGGCUAAUACUCUCAAAUCCGGGCAGCAUCCUGGUAAAUCUCUUCUGCAUCCUCUUCAAAGCAAGUAUUUCCAGAAUUUUCCAUAGUCCCUUUGAAUUAAGAUUUUCUGUUGAAAUGAUAGUUAUUGGCUUUGUUCCCAAAUGAAAAGAACUAACCUUACACUGACAAAUGUCCUUUAUUUUAAGUUUCGCAACUUUAAAAUGGGUUGCAGUCCUGAGGUUGGGAACUGCUAACUUGCUAUGUUGUGCGUGGAACAGUGGUGCAGCUGGUGGAGCUGCUGCCUCACAGCAUCAGAGAGCCAGGUUCGACCCUGACCUUGGGUGCUGUCUGUGAGUGGAGUGGAGCACAGGUUCUCCAUGUGAUGGCAUGGCUUUCCUCCAGGUGCCCUAGUUUCCUCUCACAUCCCAAAGGCAUGUGGGUUGAUGGGUUAAGUUGUCUCUGUAAAUUGCCCCUAGUGUGUGAGUGGUAGAAUUGGGAGAGAGU